GCUCGCCGCCGUAAUUUGGAAUUUUUUUGUAGGCCAAACGAAAUAGUGAUGCAAUUUUGUUGUUUUGAACGGGGAAAGUGAAAGUCGGUGAUUUGAUUGCGCUCUCUAUUGACAAUCAUAGAAACGUGGUGGCGGUGUUUGGUGCUGCUGGUGUUUGUAGUUAUCAAAACCAUUCCAAGCACUUGGACCGACGAUAACACAGAGAGCAGCGCUUCGCUUCGUUCAAAAGCGGUUCCAAAAGGUCAACAACAAAAAGCACGAGGGACAAGGGGGCAAAACAAAACACGCGAUUUGCCGGGAGAGAGAGAGAAGUGUAAGACGGCAGUCGCCAAUGUGCACGCGACUUGGAAAGUUGCGCGCGUAACUGCGUCCAGCCCAGUUUAACCUCAAAGCACGCACAAAAGCGGAGACCACAAAUCCAGCAUCUGCCAAAAACACAAUCCACAAUCCUCAAAAAUAUUCCACAGCAUGCAGCGCCUGAUGCCGGCUGGAUGGUGUUUACCCUUUAGGGUAUCCACCACCACAAAAGUGGUGCUCUUCUCCCUAACUGCCGGUGUGGCGCUUAUGGGCGUCUUAUCGCGAUUCCUACGGCGUCGCAAACCGCCGCGUCCCACACGUCGUCCCAGAAAGUAUACGGGUCGUCGCACCCGAAACAGCAUGCGCAGUCCCAACGAUCUGGCAUCGAUAGCCGGCUCCAAGGCGUCGGCAAGAUCGGGCAGCCCGGUGGGUUCAACGCUCGCCUAUUCGGAUCGCCUGUCGCUGGCAUCGGGCUCGAUUGGUGUCGGUGCCCAGAUCAACAAUCAGAACCUCACCGGGCCCGUGGGCAUGACACAGCUAACCGCACAACAAUUGGGUGUGAUGGGCAUGGAGGCGUUGGAUACGGUUAUUAACUUUUGGGAGGAUGCGCUGGCCGCUCACUAUUCGCCGGGCGGUGUGCCCGCCUCGUUGACCACAGCGGAGGACUCGGAGUUCUGUCGCGAAAUACAGAAUCUGCUCGAGAUGUCCUAUACGCUACAGGAGCAGAGCGAACUGCUCUUUCUCGAUCAGCGUUCGGUGCUUUUCCGCGAGGAACAUUCCAUUGAUGAGGCCGAGGAGGAUGGAUUUGUUGCUGCCGGCGAUAAUAAUGAUGACGACGAUCGGCACUCGAGGAAAUCGGGCAGCGUGCUCAGUCGCGCUGGCUCUGAUCCCAAUUUCGAUUCGGCGGAAAGUUUCGCCUCGGCUCUGGAUCAAGUGGCUGAUCUACGUGAGUUCGAUGGCUUCAUUGAGACGGCAUACGAGGAGUAUCCGCUAUUCCAGACCGCGCUCAGGCAUCACGACGAGUACACGGUGCCAUGUCGCACCAUACGCUCCGAAUUGAUGCACUGCAGCAGCGACACCGAGUAUUUGGCCAAGUUGCAUUGCGUGCGGCUUGCCUUUCAGUUUCUCUUCAAGGAUGCGGCCGUGGGUCAAUGGAUCUGCGAUGCCGGUCGACAAAUACUGACCGAUCUGUUGUGCCUGAGCGAUAAGGACACCAAGGAGUUUCUCGUUGGCUACGAGGAUAUGGUCAACUUCCUGCACGAUCCCAACAAUUGGCCGUGCAUUCAAAUGGAGCUCGAACAGCGCAACGUCAAGGCAAUGACAUUCUACGACAUUUGCCUGGACUUUAUCAUUCUGGACUCGUUCCGGGAUCUCGAUGCGCCGCCAGCCAGUGUCACAGCUGUUGUCCAGAAUCGUUGGCUAUCCAAUGGAUUCAAAGAGACGGCACUUACGACGGCCGUUUGGUCGGUGUUGAAAGCGAAGAAGCGAAUGUUAAAGUUCCCCAAUGGAUUCAUGGCACAUUUCUAUGUGAUAUCGGAGCAAAUAUCACCGUUGAUGGCGUGGGGCUUCUUCGGGCCUAAUGAGAAUUUACGCGACAUUUGCCACUAUUUCCGGGAACAAUUGCUGUCCUUUUUUGGAUGACAUCUAUAGCUUCCAGAAGAGUCGAUUCACCACCAUCGAGGAGUUCUCGGAGGAUGUGCUGAAGCACAUGCAGACGCGUGUCAAUAAUAUUGGCGUCAAGUUUAGCCA
Molecule: messenger RNA, 2046 nt
Organism: Drosophila nasuta
Lineage: Eukaryota; Metazoa; Arthropoda; Insecta; Diptera; Drosophilidae
Gene: Miga
Product: mitoguardin
Exons: 3
Coding region: 469-1938 (489 amino acids)
Biological process (GO): mitochondrial fusion
Source: RefSeq, a predicted model, not a curated record